AUGAUAAAAUCAACACCGUUCAUGAUAGAAAAUGGUAUUUCUGUUUCGGAUUCGCUUAAGCCGUCCCUGGCAAUAUUUUCUGGUGGAACUGCCUGCAAUUUAAUGGUUAAUAUUCUUCGAGAUAUUACCGCAGACGUGAGUUAUAUCCUUGGAUUAAGCGAUAACGGCGGUUCAACUAGUGAAAUAUUACGUGUUUUAGGUGGACCAGCAAUCGGAGAUAUUAGAAGCAGGUUAAUCAAACUAAUUAAAGUUAAUAAAGGGGAACAUGAAAAAGCAGCCAUAAAAAAGCUGCUUGAUUAUCGGUUGCCUAUCGAAGGAAAUGAGUCGGACAUAAAGAAUGAAUGGCUAGAAAUAGUUGAAGGCACACAUAAAUUAUGGAAAGGUAUUUCUUCGGAAAAAAAGGGAGCUAUACGCGGAUUCUUGGUACAUUUUCAAACAGAAAUUAUAAGACGAGCACACAAGAAAUUCAACUUUCGCAAUGGUAGUAUUGGUAACUUCUUUCUUACUGGUGCACGAAUAUUUUGUGGAUCUUUAGAGAGUGCAAUCUUUAUAUUUGCUGCAAUAACGGGAGUCAAUGAGCCAACAAGGGUUAUCCCAAUAAUGAAUACUAAUCAUAGCGUGGCUAUUGCUGCGGAACUUGAUAAUGGACAUACAAUAAUUGGUCAAUGUGAAAUUUCACAUCCAUCACAAGAACCACAAGAUGCGACUUCAAAUAUUAGUAAUAAACAUUCACCUACUACAAUGAUUAUCUCGAAAAAUAAUAAUCUUAUUUUCGACAAAUCCAAGAUAAUUGUAUUGAAUCGGCGAAUUAAUAGGAUCUAUUACAUUAACGAGUAUGGGCAGGAGAUAUUCCCUUCCGUAAAUACGAAAGUACUUAAAAGCCUUUCAACAAAAUCUGCUCUCAUUUAUUCUAUUGGCUCUUUAUAUACUUCCAUUAUGCCUUGCCUAAUUCUACGUGGGGUUGGUAAGGAAAUAGCUGAAUCUAGUACAUUAAAACGCAAGAUUCUGAUUCUUAAUGGUUCUAAUGAUCGUGAAACUGAUAAAUUCACAGCUUUAGAUUUUAUAAUUGCCAUUGUAAAUGGAUGUAAUUCUUCGUUGAGAUUUAGUGGAUUUUUGCCUAAAGAGUACUCUGCAAAUAAAUAUAUAACACAUCUAAUUUACUUGGAUAAUUCACUGGUGAAGGUUAAUGUAUCAGAAAUUGAACAAUUAGGAAUAGAAUGUGUAAAGGUAGAGGGCAUAAUUCAAGAUGGGAAACCUGUAUUUACCGAGGAAACUCUUGAAGAUGCUUUAAAUAAUCUUAUCAGAUAG
This is a messenger RNA of Scutellospora calospora, 1308 nucleotides long. The record is from the annotation of a GenBank genome assembly. NCBI's taxonomy places the organism in Eukaryota, Fungi, Glomeromycota, Glomeromycetes, Diversisporales, Gigasporaceae.